Molecule: messenger RNA, 1916 nt
Organism: Exophiala oligosperma
Lineage: Eukaryota; Fungi; Ascomycota; Eurotiomycetes; Chaetothyriales; Herpotrichiellaceae
Exons: 5
Coding region: 587-1846 (419 amino acids)
Biological process (GO): 3-(3-hydroxy)phenylpropionate catabolic process
Molecular function (GO): 3-(3-hydroxyphenyl)propionate hydroxylase activity; FAD binding
Source: RefSeq, a predicted model, not a curated record
UGACAAUAUCCCUCCAAUCUCACAACUCGUUUCUAAGCUUGAUUAUCUGGAUUACUGCUUCUUGGAGAGAGCUCAGUCAUUGAUUGACCUCUCAACUCUCAAACCGAAUCUGCCAAGGCCUGGUUUGAAUUCAGUGCCAGACCGAGGACGGGCUAAUACUAUUUGGCUCGGAGUUUAUGACUGUGGGUGCCCCAUGGCAUGGCAACAUUUUCAUGCUAGCAUGCCGGCUAGAACAUGUAAGAUACCUAACGGUACCCGCGGCCCGUGUGAGGAAGGCAUAGGCUAGUCUGACGGUACGCUGGCCUCGACUUUAUGCCGCGAAGCUCAGAUUUCUCCAGACCUCCACCAACUAGACCCUCAGGUGACUUCAGGUGACUUGUCUAUGUGUGAGAUGACCGGGGACACGAUCAUGCUGACCCGUCAGUUGGGGCCGAGAGACUUUCGUCAAGUUCUUGUCAAACUUAAAGCCUCCUGUACCCUGAGUGUGAAAUAUAGGUUCACGAGUCUGGGGGCAUGAGCUCGUAUAUUUACAGCUUGUCUUCUAUCCUCUUAUCCAAUCGCACAUCUAUUUCAGGCAAGGGAGAAAAUGACGGAGCACAAAAUUCAGAAAGUCGUUGUAGUCGGUGCAGGCCCAGUAGGGCUCCUGACUGCUUUAAUGUUGGGUCAGAAAGGCAUAUCUGUGGACGUCUUGGAGUCUCUCAAUGAGGUGAACAAAUCUCCUCGAGGACUUGCGUAUGGUGCGCCUGCAGUAAAAGUGCUAGCGCGAGCAGGUAUCCUUGAAAAGACGAUUGAACGGGGGUUCAUACCCAAAGAUAUUGCGUGGAGAAAACCUGACGGUACAAUGAUCGUUGGGUUUGACCGUCUGGAGACUCGGAUAGAUGGGCUGCCACGCAGUGUCAUUCUCCCAGUUGGCUCUCUGUCGGCUCUCCUGGUAGAAGAAGCCCAACACUAUCCUAGCAUCAAGAUCUAUUGGGGUUAUAGGGUCUCCAAUGUGGGACAGGACAGCGAGAGCGCCUGGGUAGAGAGUAACAGCGAUGAUGGGCUUAAUUCCAAGAAGAUGAUGCAUGCCGACUUUGUGGUGGGUUGUGAUGGUGGAGCCAGCGUUGUGAGAAAGACACUGCAGGGAGGAAGCUUCCCUGGAUACACUUGGCCAAAGACUCUUGUUGCAGUCAACGCACAUAUGAGCUUUGACAAACUUGGGUUUUCCGAUGUUCAAUGGAUCAUACACCCCGAAAACUGGUUCGUCAUUGCCAAAAUCGACAACAAAGGACUAUGGCGCAUUGUGUACGGCGAGGCUCCGGGACUGUCGACAGAGGAGAUCCGAGAUCGACUCCCACAAAGGUUCCGAGAGACUCUUCCAGGACACCCUGAACCCAACGAAUACCAACUUGAGACGGUAACUCCAUACACUGUCCAUCAGCGAUGUGCAGAGAAGAUGAGAGUUGGACGUAUCUUGUUGGCUGGCGACGCGGCUCAUUUGAACAAUCCCAUGGGAGGUCUCGGCCUUACCACUGGAGUUUGCGAUGUGGGCAGUCUGAUAGACUGUCUCUACGGCAUUGACACCGGGGAAACCUCUAUCGACAUCCUCGACCGGUAUGAUGAAAUGCGUCGGCAGAUCUUUAGCCAAAUCACAGACGCUACCUCCACGGCAAACUUCCACCGUGUCAUGGCCGACCCGGAGACUAUAUUGGAGAAGGAUAUUUUCUUCCAGCUUCUGGAAAGGGCAAAGACAGAACCCAAUGUCGCAGCAGGUCUAAUGAAGCAUGAGAUGAGUAUCGGUUGUGAUAUGACACAGUACUUUGCCAAUGGAGCAUCGGAGAGCUCUAACAACGGAGUGGUCUUAUAAUUACAACUCCUCUGAACAAAGACAGAGAGUGAAGGCACUACUAUGGGAGUUGAAAUGAUAUCACUCAGAC